AGCCUAGCUCCUAGCUCCUAGCUCCUAGCUCCCUUUCUCAUUCAAAUAUAGUACAACUUUGUCAACAAAAGUUAAAGGAAUUUGAUCUUCAAAUGGCUGAAGCAACCUCUACACGCACAUAUGAAGAUUUCCAACCCUAUUCCAACUGGUUGAAAGAAGAGGGAGAUGAUACUUUUGUUGUCGAUCUUCCUGGUUUCAAGAGGGAUCAAUUGAGGGUUCAGAUCGAAAGUCAUGGUAACGUGAAGAUCACUGGAGAGCGUUUCCUUGCAGAUAACAAGUGGAGCCAUUUUCGCAAAGAUAUUCUAAUCCCAAAGAACUGUAACGAGAAUGAGAUUAAAGCAAGGUUUACCGAUGGUGUUUUUUACAUUAAAAUGCCAAAGACAAUAACUCGAUUUUCUACACAAGAUCAAGCUUCCAUGCCGCAGCAACAAGCACUACCACCAAAUCAGAAAACUGAAAUUGAGAAGAAAUCCGAGAAGGUAAAUGGUGGUGUCACAGAUCAGAAAACUGCAAAAGAUGAUAGGAACGAAAUGACUGGUAUAGAUGGAAAACAUCCAAACUUUGACCCUGACAGUGCUGGGAAGAUGAUUGGAUCCUUGGACAAUCAAGUAAUUGUCCCUCAAAAACAAACAAGUUAUAGGUUUGGGAUGGGUAUGAGAUGGCCAAGAGGAGUGAUUGUGAAUGCUGCAAUGGCUAUUGCUGUGGCAUUGGCUCUAGGGGUUUAUGCUAAGUAUAGAUUUCAGCAUUCAGAAGAGAGUAUUGAAGGCUAAUUUAGUCAUUGUACUCUUAACUAAUCUCGGUCCAUGCAUGUCCAAGUUUCUCAU
Messenger RNA from Telopea speciosissima, 824 nucleotides. RefSeq names its product inactive protein RESTRICTED TEV MOVEMENT 2-like. The transcript is spliced from 3 exons. The record is from RefSeq and is a predicted model, not a curated record. NCBI's taxonomy places the organism in Eukaryota, Viridiplantae, Streptophyta, Magnoliopsida, Proteales, Proteaceae. Bases 93 to 770 code for a protein of 225 amino acids.